AUGCAUUCCAAAAACCUCGCUCUCGCCCUCAUCGCCACAGCAGCAACCACUGCCGUCGCCGAAUUCGCAAUCAUCACCACGCCCCUACCCACCAACCUCGACGUGCUCACAAACAUCGAGGCCUACAAAUCGUCCAUCCUCUCCGAAGUCUCGUCGGGCCUUGCGUCGCUGACGGGCAACAGCGCCGCCGUGCGCAGCGCCUCGUCGGCCCGCGCCGGCCUCGCCUCGUUCGUCGCCACAGCCUCGUUUUCCAUCCCUCCCCAAGUCACGCAGCUCACGGCCGUCGAGACGUUUUCCGCCACCCCGGCCUGGUACUCGGCCCUGCCCAGCGACGUCAAGGCUUACUACGACAAGUUCAACCAGGAGGUCCAGGGCUUGAUUGAUCAGGCCAUCUUGGGUACCUCUGCCGCCGCCACCCCGGCCUCGGGCGCGACCGCAAAGCCCACCGGCGCCUCGGCUGGUGCGAAGCCUACCGAGACGGGCGCUGCUGCUAUCCUGCGAAGCCCUGUGGGCGCCAUGGGCGCUGGCAUCGUGGCUGCGUUUGCGGGCGUCAUGGCUUUGUAA
Messenger RNA from Exserohilum turcica Et28A, 564 nucleotides. RefSeq lists its product as uncharacterized. The transcript has 2 exons. Bases 1 to 564 code for a protein of 187 amino acids. Lineage: Eukaryota; Fungi; Ascomycota; Dothideomycetes; Pleosporales; Pleosporaceae. The record is from RefSeq and is a predicted model, not a curated record.